UCCAGCGGAGAUCACACUCAUAUCUACUACUGUCUGAUGGCUGAAUGACAUCAGAGAGAGAGAGAGAGAGAGACACAGAGAGAGAGAAAGAGAGAGACAUAGACAGAAUGAGAAGAGGUUAAGCCAGUCAACCGAGCUGAUUAUAACUCAACACAUCAGAGACUUGUGGUCCUGUUUGUCCCAGUGGUGGUGACUCUGCAGGAGCACAGCUGACCACUUUAUCCACCUCCCCUCCCUCUUCCACUCACUGUUUUACCUCCUCUGUCUCCUGAAGACCAUGGAGGAAGUCACCAACGUCACAGAAACCACACCGGCCCUGCCACCUCUCCUGGAACGGCGGGUACGCCAGCGACAGCCCACAGUUUCAGUCCUCAAAUCCAAGCUGAAGCAGGGUGUGACCUGCUCUGUACCCAGAGUCCGAUCCACCCUGACAGGGUUCUUCCCUGUGGUGAAGUGGCUGCCUAAAUACAAGCUCAGAGAGUACGUCUGGGGAGAUGUGAUGUCCGGGGUGAUUGUGGGUAUCAUCUUGGUACCACAGGCCAUUGCCUACUGCCUGCUGGCAGGCGUGGAGCCCAUCUAUGGCUUAUACACCUCAUUUUAUGCCAACAUCAUUUACUUCCUCAUGGGGACUUCCAGACAUGUUUCUGUUGGGAUUUUCAGCCUCAUGAGCCUCAUGGUUGGACAGGUGGUGGAUAGGGAGGUGUUCCUGGCUGGUUUUGACCUCAAUGAUGAUUUCAAAGCAUCUGCACUUCCUGAUGUGUUUAAUGGCUCAAUAGACACUAACCUCACAGCUGGUAAACUGCACACUGUGGAGCUAAUGGGCCAGCAGUGCGGGAAGGAAUGUUACGCUAUCAGUAUCGCUGCUGCUGUUACGUUCCUGGCUGGCAUCUACCAGGUCAUGAUGGCCGUGUUUCGGUUAGGCUUCGUCUCUGUAUACCUUUCGGCCCCCAUGCUUGACGGUUUUGCCACGGGAGCCUCUUUCACCAUCCUGACCGUGCAGGCUAAAUACCUGUUAGGUCUAAAGAUUCCCCGUCACCAGGGAUACGGCACAGUGGUUGUCACCUGGAUCAACAUUUUCGCUAACAUUCACAAGACUAACCUGUGUGAUCUCAUCACCAGUGCCAUCUGUAUUUCCAUAUUAGUGGCAGGGAAAGAGAUCCAGGAGCGCUACAAGGAUCGUUUGAAGAUCCCUCUGCCGACGGAGCUGGUAGUAGUGGCAGGAGCCACACUAGCCAGCCAUUUUGGGGAGCUGAACAGUCUUUAUGGCUCCAGUGUUUCUGGUCACAUCCCCACAGGGUUCAUCCCUCCACAGGUGCCCAGGUUUGGUCUGAUGUCAAGAGUGGCACUGGAUGCCAUUCCUCUGGCUGUCAUUAGUUUUGCCUUCACUGUGUCACUGUCCGAGAUGUUUGCCAAGAAAAACGGCUACACGGUUCGUCCCAACCAGGAGAUGCUGGCCAUCGGCUGCUGUAACAUCAUCCCCUCCUUCUUCCACUGUUUCACCACCAGUGCAGCUCUAGCAAAAACCAUGGUGAAGGAUUCAACUGGCUGCCAGACACAGGUAUCAAGUCUGAUCAGCGCCAUGGUCGUCCUUCUCGUGCUCCUCUUCUUUGCACCUUUCUUCUACGCUCUCCAGAAAUGUGUUCUGGCCUGUAUCAUCAUUGUCAGCCUUCGGGGGGCAUUGAGGAAGUUCAAGGAUGUCCCUGCUAAGUGGCGCGCUAGCCGGAACGAUGCCAUUGUUUGGCUGGUCGCCAUGUCGGCCACGGCUCUGAUCAGUGUGGAGCUGGGCCUCCUGGUCGGAAUCGUCUUUUCCAUGAUGUGCAUCAUCUAUAAGACCCAGAACCCUAAAGUCUCUCUGCUGGGCCGGGCCAAAGACUCUGAUCUUUACGAGGAUAUGGAUGAGUACAAAAACCUCAUGCCUCCGCCUCGGGUUCAGGUCUUCCGCUUCCAAGCUCCUCUGUACUUCGCCAACAAGGACACCUUCCUCAAAUCCCUCUACAAAGCUGUUGGAGUUGAACCUUUCUUGGAGAUGACUAAGAGGAGAAAGGCAGAGAAGAAGGCCAAAGAGAUGUCCCUGAAGCAGGCCAAGGCAAAUGGGGAUAAAAACAAUGGGGAGGUUGUUAUUGGACUUGUCAAAAGAGAACUGGAGUUCCACACGAUAGUUUUAGACUGCGCUGCCAUUCCUUUCAUAGACUCAACAGGCAUGGCCACGCUUAAAGGGCUGGUUAAGGAAUACAAAGAAAUAGGGGCAUGCAUACUCCUCGCCAGCUGUAACACCUCCGUCAUUGAUACCCUGCAGAAGGGACAAUUUUUUGGGAAGGAUGACAAAGACAUGAGCAGCCUGCUGUUUCAUACAGUUCAUACUGCAGUUCUUUAUGCAAACAGUACAUUUGCAGCAUUAGAGAGGUCAGAAGACUCUGUGGUGUAGAACAUCUGAAGGAAGAAGGGAAUUCUUCUCUUUUCUGAGCCUAAAAGUGAUUUUAGGUAUUUAGGUUGCCAUCUGGAACAGUACUGCAUUAGGUAGCUUUGAGGUUGCCUUUUAAAGCUUUGUUCAGGAAAACAUCAAAUUAAGAAGAAUAUCCUAUCAAGCUGAUUUUUUAAAGCCAUUAAAUGCCCAGACCAAAUAAACCUAAUCUGUCCAACAAGCUAGAUUUAAGGAGAAAUUUACUGCUGGAGUCAUUUCAUAAAACUAGGCCAUCUAUGUAGUGAAAAGAUGUCAAUAUACAACAGCCAGUAUCCAUUACACACUUGUCACUUUUCCAUAAAAUCAAGAACAAACAAGUUAGAAAUGACCCGCAAUUGUUCGAAUGCCCCACUCGAAUACGAACUCUUCACCCCACGUUCGAACGAAUGUGUUUGAAUUUCGAACAAAAAGUGAUAGCCUUAGUGCCUUCCAAGGCCCCUCUCAGACCACCCCUGUUAUGGGUACAAAAUAAGUAGAGGCCUGUUUCUACUCUGUACGUUUCCUAACUCCAUUGUGACACUGGUAUACACUGGUAUUUUAAUAUCAGUUUUUCUCUAUCACUGAUAGACUGUGUUGCUAACCUUCCUCAUAGGCGGGCUAUGUAAAAAGCAGAAGUACAGAAUGUGGUUAAAUCACCCCUCUCUCACAAUCUGCAGUAUGUGUCUUCCACUGGAUUUUUGCAGUUUGACAUCGAGCAAAAUUCAAUGUCUUUCAUACACAUGUACGCCCAACAUUGAAAGAUGGGAACCAGGUUGAAAAUCUGUGAAGUUGGCAGUCAAGACAGAGUAAACAAACAUGUUCCCUGAUCAGCAAAUUCUACCAUGGCUGAUGGAUGAUGAGCUAUUUUGCCAAAUUUAUAGCCUGUAUGUACCCAUAAAAAUAGAAGCAUAUUUCUUUUAAGUAAUUUUUUAGGCAGUUUUUGCCUUUAUUUGGAUAGGGACAGGAAAGUUGGGGAGAGAGAGGGGAUGACAUGCAGCAAAGGGCCAUGCAUCGGACUUGAACGCAUGGCCGCUGCGGUAAGGACUAAACCUAAGUGGUACGCACUCUACCAGUUGACCCACUGGGGCACCCUGGAUGCAUAGUUCUUUGUCGACUGUUACCAGAUUUGUUACACCUUUGGUUGUUAUGGUAAUUAUGUUUCAAAUUUAGAUACACAUAAAGGCAUGGUGAUAUGACUGUUUUAAGCUGCUUGCGUCAUUUCAUCUGUAAUGGACUGUGCCAGUCGUGGUCACUUGUGUUGCCUUCUCCCGUUACCUUUCCUGUAUUUUCCUCAUUUCCUCUAAAUAACUUUAAAUCUGAACUAAAGUAAAAAUCGGGGGGAAAAGAAACAUGAAGUAGGAAAGACAAAUGGAACGUAUCCAUGGUUUUGUACAACAGAUUGUCUGUGGCUUAUCUUUUAAUGUAGAUGUUGGGAAUCACAGACACAGCCUAACCCUAACCUUGAUCAGUAGCAACAGUGAUAUCAAUAAUUGAGGUGUAAUAAAUGUAAUAUAAAUUUAAUGUGUACGUUCUUGUUAGGUUAGUGCUUUAUUUCACAGUUGCUUUGGUUGUAUGUUAAUGGUCACAAAUUUAGCUUAGUUCUUACUCUUACUUAGUUCCUACUCAGUUGCUGAUUUAUAUCUGGGUUUUUCAAACACUUGUGUCACUAUGUCACUAAAGCUCUUUCAUCAUUUUAUAUCACUUUAGACCUUUGGCAAAGUCCAUAAGAGCUCUAAUCCAUGAGUCCAGAGUCCAGGCUAUCAGUGGUAUUUCCUGAGGUGCAAACUAUUACCCUGGACCUCAUAAUCAUUUCUAAAAGGUUAGUUAAACUGUUCCCGACUUAAAGAAGCGUUUGUGUGUGGUGAAAAGAAAAGCUUUAUGUGACUCACGAAGACUGCAUGCUUUUCCAGCCUCGAUAUCACACUGAGAGAGCCUUGCCUUUAUACGAGGGCUCAUUACAACAUACUUGUACUCUUGCCCUGUUCUCUGGUCUCCCAAUGGGAACAGCUCUAUGAUCUGUUCUCGUAAAAAUGAAGGAUUUACACACACCUGAGAUAUCCUCUCAGAUGCUGAAUGAAAGCAAGCAACCAUUGGUGCUUCUGAAAAGUAUAUUUUUGCUAACUGAUGGCAGCAGGUGAUGCCACAUAUUUGGUCGAAAUGUUUCACUGCCACUGGUUUGUUAAAUCAAUUAUUUUGUGAUGUGCAAAAAGUGAGCACACAUCGUCUUUUUGUUAAAUCACAGUUUUUCUUACAUGUUUUAUGAUAUUAGUGAAGAGUGUGAAAUCUAGAUUAAAAAAAUAACAGUUUAAUGUAAGUACUCUAACUUGACUGGAAUUACUUUAAAAAGGAUGUAUUUUUAUUUAAUGUGAACAUGUUUAUGUCAAAAAUACAAACAGGUGAAGUGACAUUGUAAUAAGAUGUACACUUUCUUGUUUGUAAGUUUAGAAAAUAAUUGUUUUGUACUUUCAUACACUCAUUUUGUCAUCAAGAGCUGACACCUAUUAAUUUAACUUGAAUCAUGGUCGUGAUACAUUUAAUUGUUUUAAGGGAAGUCUUUUUGACUUUCAUUUUAGACAUAGUGUUGACAUUCAACAUCCAUAUAAAAACACUGCCUUAAUGUUCAAUACUUGAAAUAAAGUGAUAAGUUUUUUAAUGAA
Seriola dumerili (greater amberjack) is the source of this 5097-nucleotide messenger RNA. RefSeq names its product sulfate anion transporter 1-like (gene slc26a1). Gene Ontology annotation, cellular component: membrane. The coding region runs from base 278 to 2425 and encodes 715 amino acids. The record is from RefSeq and is a predicted model, not a curated record. Gene Ontology annotation, molecular function: chloride transmembrane transporter activity; bicarbonate transmembrane transporter activity; oxalate transmembrane transporter activity. The transcript has 8 exons. NCBI's taxonomy places the organism in Eukaryota, Metazoa, Chordata, Actinopteri, Carangiformes, Carangidae. Gene Ontology annotation, biological process: transmembrane transport.